AGUUGCAGUGUGUGAAGACUGAUAGAGUUACCAGUCCUUCUACUUCUUUACACAGCCACAUCAACGAAGGAGUUGUCACAUCAAACUAGUGCAUGCGGCAAUAAGAUGACGUCACCAGCUCCGCAAGCUAGUGACGUUCCGCCCCGGCGCGCGGGCUACGAGAUCCUCGGCGACCGCAUUGCGCGGUUGAAGAACAUGCAGCAGGUACUUUUGCCUGUUGAGACGUUGAAUUGAUGUUGUGCUGUUUAUUUUCUGACUUGUCCUUGUCCAUCAAGUUCAAGAAUUUACGUCGGAGCAGACUCAUCUGAGCAACGGAAAGUUGUUCCAAUCAACAUCCUGAGAAAUUCCGAAAAAAUGUAAAUGAUCUUCAGGUGAAUGCCCUCGCGUCCCGCGCUAACAUGCGGUCGCGGCAAGGUCAAGCUCAACCCGACCCCCAGCACACGAGCUCCGUCCCGGACUUGAGCAGCGCGACCACCGAAGCGCCUAACACCUCUGCCUCGGAAAAAUCGUCUUCUUCGUCCGUGAAGGCGAAUUAUUUGGGGAACUACGACGAAGCGCACGUGGUUGGUACUGUUUCUGCGCAGUAUGAUCAAAUGCAAGACGAAAAUCUGAUGGCGUCGAAGAAGAAUCUGUCAUCCUACCUCCCCAGUACAGCGCCCCCCGCGGCAAAUGUUCCGUCGUCUUCCCGGAUCGGAGAUGGUGACACGAACCGCAGCAACGACGAUGACCAAAGCGACACGGGCUUUCAGAGCAGGGCUUCCACGGCUCGCGCACGGGGGGAGCUCGUGGCUAGAUUUAUUCGGGAAACGCAACAGGAGAAGAAUAUUGACGUGGGCAACAAGCAGGCGGCUGCAGCACCACCACCAGCUGCGAAAACAAACCAACCUCUGAAUAAUUACAGCGUCACCCCGCCGCCGAGCACUUACAACGCUUCGCACCAACAUGCCGUAACGACGACUCCAGCGGUGAACGUUGCUACCACCAGCGCCACGCGCCACUACAAUCGACUAGCGGCCACCGCUGCGCCCGUCAUGAUGUCCACUUCCACCGUGUAUGGCAGUAGGCAAAAUCAGCAGCUUCCAUCGCGAAACAACUCUGUGACCAGAACAAGACCUGGUGUCCUGGUCCCGGAGCGCCAGGUUGUUACAGCAGGUGGAAGCUCGGGAGCAGCCGCAUCGCCAAACAAAGCUCCAGGUACCAAACAACUCGCGGGUGGAACAUCUGCUGGUGCCUAUUAUCAUGGUUCAGCAGGAGGAGCUUCUGCGAAACAGACAAACCUUCGUGGCAGCUACACGAGAACCACCAGCAACCAAAACUUUUCAUCGGCGUCGACGUCCCAACCCGCUGCUUCUAGGGCAGAAUUUGGCUUUGCGAAAGCGAAAUUGCAGCAAAAGCAGGCGAUGUUGCAGAAGCAGUUGCUCCUUUCUGGCACCCCCUCUUCCCACGAUAGCAACCAUUGGAACGAACUCGAACCCGAGGUGGACAGCGGCGCGCGCACGCCAUUCUCUGACUUCGAGGACAAUUGUGUCGGCGGAGGUGGAACUAUUGCGGGUCACGGUCAGGACGAUGCUGGUACUACGCUGCCACUAGACGGACGACGUGAAGAAGGCGCUACUGCAAUGACAAACUUCGCAAGUUCCACAGUCACUUGGUCGUCCAAUUUUCUUGGAAACGCCACCGCUUGGGUCGACUCGUGGAAGCAACAAGUGGCGGAUGUGUUUGAAUCUACUUCAUCAGCGGCACACAAGGGCACUAGUGGCGGUAGUGCAGGAGCAAAAACCAGUAGUCCUGCUGCGUUCUCGUCCAAGCGAGCAAAGCCUUCUGAAAGCCAGGCUCUGCUGCAAACUCCAGCCCAGCAGCGUCGAGGAGAUUUUUACACCGAAGAGCCCCAGGGCACGGCUGGGGCAGCAUCAUCCGGCGGGCAACGCAGCAAGAUGAAGCAGCACCAGAAGACUUCUGGAGCUAACAGUAUGAACUACCAGUUCUUUUACGGCUCCGCGGCGGUGCCGGCUUCCUCGGAAAAGUCGCUGAUUCUCUCGCCGCAACCGGUAGUAGAGGACCACGCCGCUUUUGGGUUGUCGAGCGCCAAGCGCCCGCGGCCGAAGCCGAGUUCUAGUACUACCAAGAGGAAAAAUCUGCUUUCCGCAGCACCUACGUCCGACGACGAAGCAGACGACUUGCACAUUUUUGAGCAGGCCCUGAAAUUGUCGGAGAGCAAGACGAAAAUGCAGAUCCGGGCGGUGGGCUUCACGUUGUUCAUUCUCAUUUCCUACUUGGUUCUAGCCCACUCCGCACUGUACUAUCCCUCAUCUUCUAGCAGUACAGCAGACCACGGCACGCAACCGGUGGUCGACGGGGCCACGUUUCCCUGUCCGCACAUUGUCUUUGGGAGUUACCGCUUCGGCCCCGGGUGCGAGCUCUUCUGGAGCCGGGUUUUCAAUGGUUUAGGGGGUGGACGGACUAUUGCACCAACUAGUCCCUCUGCGAAAGAGAAGAAACAGCUUUUACGGCGAGAGGCAAACAGUAAAAGUUCGGAUGGAGCUACGAAAAAAGCGCCUCAACAGGAGCCUUCCCUCUAUCCUGAAGAUUCGUUGUUUGUGAGAAAAUCCCACAGCAAUUUAGAGGACUUGAAUGAAGAAUCAAGUUCCUCUUCGUCCUCUAGUGCAUCGAAAGAUGGCGGAAUUGACCUGGAUUCUUCGAAAGAAAUGACCGAGGCCGCCACGACAACGACCCUGACCGCGACCACGACUUUCAUUGCGAAGAUCCUCGACAGCGUUCUCACGGGCGGCGCUUUGAGCAGCCUAACCAACAGCCUCACGGGAAGAAGUAGUAGUAGUGGUUUUCUUCCGAAUGGCUUAACGACCACGGUCGAGCAGCAGCAGUUUAAGAAGCAGAUUUUCCAGGGUUUGACGGAUUUGGAAUCGUCCCUGGCCUUCUACUCGUCCGAGCAGCUGAGCGACGACGCUUUGAAGUUUUCCGGCGUGGUGGCCCACUUUGUGAAAGACCGGGCGCGAAUGGGAAACGAAGUGAAGCAAAUGCUGAAGAAGUUUCCCGAGUACACAGGGCUGGACAAACCAUCCGAAAUCAACCUCGUUUACUCGUCCGACGACGAAAAGCUCGCCGUGGUGGUUGACAGCCACGGCAACGAGGUGGCCGGAAGUACAGCAACCUCGCCCGGAACACCAGCGGUGAUACAAGAACUACCCCCGAGCGCGCCGGGGGCUAUGAGCGGCGAACUCGGAUCGGGACCGGUGAUUGGAUAUUACGGUAGCAGUACCACACCGUCUUCCGCCAUACCGGAAGGAACUCCGGCCGCAAUACAAGAUCCACUGUUAUCGGAGCAGAAAGACCAGAAGCGGGUGUACCUAGCGAUCGAGAGAUUCGCGCCGGCCAUUCACCAUUGGCUUCGCCACCUGCAGAAUAACAUGAUUCUGAAAGUGCAAGUCGUAGUGUCUCCGGGGGACCAUGUUUGGCUGUUGCCGUCGAACCGGCGGAGGAACGCGAACAGUCUUGCCGGUGACAUCUUCCAGGGGCCAGAGCAGUUCUCGUUGCUGACCCCGUUUUUCGGCACCGGAACGCUGAACGUUGCGGGCCAGUUGGAAGCCUUGACGGAGGGCAGUGUCGCCGGUGCCGAUUUGUCUGUACCCUACCAGCUGCAAGGAAAGGGCGUGGCGUGGUACUUGGAGAAAAGACGCAUGCGAUUAUUUUUGUGAUCAAAUUUGUGAUGGUGCGAGGGAGGCGGCAUGAUCGAAUUUGCAUUUGCUCGUUCUUGAAAAAGGCCAGUGACAAUCCUCGCCAAGGAUGAUCAUGAGGCUCGUGCUUGGCAAUAGUAAAAAAUUGCGAUAGUGAGUCCAUUUUUUAAAACGGACACAAAUUCCAAACUCAUCAGGCUUAUCGUCGACCUCCUGUCUGACAACGUCGUCAAGUACCAUGAGACCACCAGUAAUCGCGGGUUGCUCAAGGCCGCAAACGACGCUGUUGCGAGGAUCCAAAAGGUGCGGCGAACCACGUUUCCCGAGAAGGUGGAGGCGGCCUUUGAUCUGUACUUCAAUCUCUGGACGGGUAGAGCAGCGUCCAGAAUACUGUCAAGAACUACGGAGGAAAACACCAGCACCAUCAAGCAACAAGACCUUCACUCUUUGCCUGCUGCAUUAUUUCGUACCACACUCGAGUCUGAAUUUUACGACGCGACCUCAAGUUCGGACCAGGAUCUGCUCAGUAACUUGAAGCCCACGAUUGACCCGCCCACACCAAAAUGGAUGUUUGAUCAGCCUGCUGCAGUAUCAACGUCUGGGUCCACCUCAACUGCAGCAUCUUCGCACUCGCUUCUGCCCUUCGCCAUGCAAAAGGUCUAUGUGGUUUUCGAAGAGCCGAUUGUGUCUAGUGUCGUGGCGAGGGUCAUGAGGCCAGCCGCCGCGGGCUCUCCUGACGACGUAGUGUCAGUGGGCGGAACGGGUCGCGCAAGCACGAUGAAUCCCACUUGCGUCGUGGAUCGCGUGCGGAGUAGCUUCUCGCCGUUGCGGCUAACCUUGCGGAGCCACCUGAGCCAAGUGUCGUCGCUAGAAGGAGCUUUGAGCAGAAUUAUUCGGGACCAGAGGUAUCAUUUAAGGUUUACUGUUCUGAUAUGUUAUUUCAUCUACUUGCAUCAUGAUCAUGCGUUUUUGUGUGUGCAACGAAAAAACGAAACGUUGUUGACUACCCGUCUCGUUCCUUCUCCCUCUUAAUCAGCCAAAACCUAUGAAUCCAAAACACAGUUCUGACGACAGUAUGGCAGCUUUGGUUUUGCACCCGGAGUAUCUGACGCCGAAGGUGUGGAGAAAAAUCACCGAGGCUUUGAAGCAGGUACUUGAUUAUACACGACCUAUCGAUUCUUGUUUCUAUACGCACGAAUGUUCUUUGUAUGAGGCAUCCCUAUGAAGAUUACGUUUACGUCUACGGCAACAUGCAUCAUCUUCUAUCGUGCUACUUUCAAAAAGAAAAAGCAAAAGACAAGCCCAUUUCCAAUACAACAUACUCAAACAGACCCCGAACACCGCUACGCCGACAGCAGCAUCAGCAACUGCGUCAACAGCUGCUAAAUCUGCGGACGACAAAGAUGUCGUGUCCUCCGACUCUGCCAAACCAGACGACACGACAACUUCCGCCGAUACGAAAACAGCAGCGGCAACCGAAACCUCCGCAACCGCACCAGUUUUCACCGAUCUGGUCGCGUUCGAGACACUAAAGGCCACGUCGCACGCGAGCGAGAAAGCGGAGAUUAGUGCGUUUGUCGAGAUCCGGGCCGCGGACAGUACACCUGCAGUAGCUACUUCGGCAGCGGCGGAAAAAAUCGUGGAGAGAAGCAUCACCGAUUUCCCGAUCUUCCUGAACGCAAAAACCGCCGGGGAGGUGCUGAAUAAGAUUACACUCCUGAACGAAUUCGACGGAAAUUUUGAGGCGUUCUUGCUACACGCGCUGGGACAAAGCCGGCUGACGAAGUACAAGUUACCGGGAUUGCCGGCGAAGGAGAUGCCCGGGUGUGUGUAG
This is a messenger RNA of Amoebophrya sp. A120, 5526 nucleotides long. NCBI's taxonomy places the organism in Eukaryota, Dinophyceae, Syndiniales, Amoebophryaceae. The record is from the annotation of a GenBank genome assembly.